Molecule: messenger RNA, 15909 nt
Organism: Coregonus sp. 'balchen'
Lineage: Eukaryota; Metazoa; Chordata; Actinopteri; Salmoniformes; Salmonidae
Source: the annotation of a GenBank genome assembly
AUGAUGAGGUAAUAUUGGUGUCAGUCAGUUAUUGUGUACCUGUAACAGAUGCGUAUUUAAACGCUUAGAGUAAAUUCCUCUUUAGUCAAAUGUCUCUGACGUUUAUUAAAGCAGCCUUGCAAACAAUGCAUGUCCACCUUUGAUCAUGGUAGGCAUUCGCAGCUGCACAGCUUGCUAAUGUUAACAUGCUUUUCUUUCUAAUGUUAACAUGCUGGUUUUCUCGUUCUUUUGUGCUAGCUUGUUACGCUGCGUUAGCUUCUUUACAUUGAGCUAUACGGCUUCCUAAUGCUAACAUGCUUUUUUAUGUUAGCUUCUUGACAUUGAGCUAUACGGCUUCCUAAUGCUACCAUGCUUUUUUAUGUUAGCUUCUUGACAUUGAGCUAUACGGCUUCCUAAUGCUAACAUGCUUUUUUAUGUUAGCUUCUUUACAUUGAGCUAUACGGCUUCCUAAUGCUAACAUGCUUUUUUAUGUUAGCUUCUUGACAUUGAGCUAUACGGCUUCCUAAUGCUAACAUGCUUUUUUAUGUUAGCUUCUUGACAUUUCUGCUGUUAUACAAUUAGCCUCUCAAGAUGUACAGUUUGUAGAACACAAUCCUAUGUGCAUGCUGAAAUGGAGUCUUAAUUCUAUCUUGGAGUAUGCUUGGAUGCUCCUGGAGCUUAGAGAGUAUGCAAGCUCACUAUAAUCUUGGCACUUCCAUCCUAUUUGAGAAAACUAGAUCGAUGGAAACAGGGACAGUCUGAGUUUCCAUAGGGUUUCGACAUCACAUACAUACUCAGAGGGUCAUCCUUGGCUGUAGAGAAUACCCUUCAAAAUAAGGUUAGAUUUUGUGUGUUUGCUUAUUAGCAAACAUAGCUUAACAAGUAUGUUACACAAAGGGUCCUUAGUAAUGUAAGAUUACCUGACAGGCAUUCAAAUUGUGUUAGAUUCUAUGUAUUUGCUAAAUAAUGUGUUUGUUAGCAAGUAUGCUCAGCAUUACAAAACAAAUCGUUUUUGAUAGAUAGCAGGAGAAGGAGUCUAGCUGUGUGGCCCCUGUUGGUGGGCCCUAAGCAGCUGUGUGAGAGUGCGUGCAUGCGUGUGUGUGUGGUCCCUGAAAGUGCACAACAGUAAGGUAACGACCUGAUCUCUGGGGAGCUCAUUAUUCAGCUCUCAGCUUGGAUACACCACAACAAACAGAAUGUGGGAGAGUUUUUUGUGUGUGGGCAUGUGCCUGUCUGUCUGCGGCGCGCAUGUGUGUGUCUGUUAGUCUGCCUGUGUUUUUAAGAGGGUCCAGGAGGUGCCAGCAGGGGAACUGCGGGUUGGCCCAGCUCCUUGUUUCUGAUUGAUCGCCAGGUGACAGGCUGUGUCAGAGGGCCCAUCGCCAGCCUGUCAUCACCUCACCCAGCACCCCUCACUGGCUGCCAGGGCCCGUCGCUGGGGCAGCUGGAGGCCACCGGGGCCAGCCUGCCUGGCCCCCCUCUCACACUUACUCUCUGUCUUUAUGCUCCUCUUUAUGCAAGCAGGGAUGUGUGUAGGAAUGUGUGUGAGGGGGUCGGAGGGGGUUGUGGGUCAGGUAAGGAAGGGUGGUUGGGUGGGGGGUUGUGUGUGCGUGCAUGCAUGUACACGUGCGUACAGUGCCUUCAGAAAGUAUUCAUACCCCUUGACUUAUUCCACAUUUUGUUGUGUCACAGCCUGAAAUCAAAAUGGAUUCAAUUCAUUUUUUAAAAAUUCUUCAAGCUCUGUCAAGUUGGUUGUUGAUCAUUGCUAGACAGCCAUUUUCAAGUCUUGCCAUAUAUUUUCAAGCCGAUUUAAGUCAGAAGUGUAACUAGGACAUUCAAUGUCAUCUUGGUAAGCUACUCCAGUGUAUAUUUGGCCUUGUGUUUUAGGUUAUUGUCCUGCUGAAAGGUGAAUUUUUCUCCCAGUGUCUGUUGGAAAGCAGAUUGAACCAGGUUUUCCUCUAGGACUUUGCCUGUGCUUAGUUCUAUUCUGUUUAUUUUCAUCUCGAAAAAAAAACUCCCUAGUUUGAUGACAAGCAUACCCAUAACAUGAUGCAGCCAGCACUAUGCUUGAAAAUAUGAAGAGUGGUACUCAGUGAUGUGUUGUGCUGGAUUUUCCCCAAACAUAACACUUUGUAUUCAGGACAUAAAGUUACUUUUUUUAUGUUAUAUUUUAGUGCCUUAUUGCAAACAGGGUGCAUGUUUUGGAAUAUUUUUACAUUUUACAUUCACAUUUUACAUUUUAGUCAUUUAGCAGACGCUCUUAUCCAGAGCGACUUACAGUUAGUGAGUGCAUACAUUUUUCAUACUGUACAAGCUAAUUCUAUCUUGGAGUAUGCUUGGAUGCUCCUUUCAUUUAGGUUAGUAUUGUGUAGUAUCUACAAUGUUGUUGAUCCGUCCACAGCCAUUAAACUGUAACUGUUUUAAAGUCCCCAUUGGCCCCAUGGUGAAAUUCCUGAGCGGUUUCCUUCCUCUCCGGCAACUGAGUUAGGAAGGAUGCCUGUAUCUUUGUAGUGAUUGGGUGUAUUGAUACACCAUCCAAAGUGUAAUUAAUAACUUCACCAUGCGGGACAUUCGAGAUAUUCAAUGUCUGCUUUUUUUGGUAAACCUCCCUGGUCUUUGUGGUUGUAUCUGAGUUCACUGUUUGACUGAGGGACCUUACAGAAAAUUGUAUGUAUGGGGUACAAACACGAGGUAGUCAUUCAAAAAUCAUGUUAAAUAAUUAUUGACUAAAGACAUUUUAGCUUUACAUUUUUUAUUAAUUUGUAAAAUGGGCUAUUGUGUGUAGGCCAGUCACACAAAAUCUCAAUUUAAUCUAUUUUAAAUUCAGGCUGUAAUACAACAAAAUGUGGAAAAAGUCAAUAGGUGUGAAUACUUUCUGAAGACACUUUAGGUUUUAUUAGGUUUUUAAAUGGAUCGCUCCCACAGACAGUGAGUCACGUGGCCGUGGCAUCCCCAAACCAUCACACUUCCACCACCAUGCUUGACCAUUGGUAUAAGGUUCUUAGUGUGGGUAACACAUUUCAGGAGAAGACCCAGAUGCAGACAGUGUCGAAGUAACACAAGUUUAUUACAAAAACAGGGGGCAGGCAAAUGACAGGUCAAGGGCAGGCAGAGGUCAAUAAUCCAGGGUGGUGUGACAAGGUACAGAACGGCAGGCAGGCUCAGGGUUAGGGCAAGUAGAAUGGUCAAAACAGGGAAAACAGGAACUUGAGAAAGACAGGAGCAAGGGGGAAAACGCUGGUAGGCUUGACGAAACAAAAUGAACUGGCAACAGAAAAACAGAGAACACAGGUAUAAAUACACUGGGGAUAAGGGGAAGAUGGGCGACACCUGGAGGGGGGUGGAGACAAUCACAAAGACAGGUGAAACAGAUCAGGGUGUGACAGUACCCCACCCCCCUCUAGGGGCGCCACCUGGCGUCCUACCUGGGCGCAUACCUGGUUGACCGGGGUGCCGGCGUUGAAACUCAGCGAUGAGGCCUGUGUCCAGGAUGUCCCUAGCGGGGACCCAGCACCUCUCCUCCGGGCCAUAACCCUCCCAGUCAAGCAGGUACUGGAAUCCCCUGCCCAAGGUCGAACCUUCAGGAGAUGACUCACCAUGUACGCCGGUUGGCCGUCGAUGAGACGAGGGAGAGGGGUGGGCCUGGAAACAGGAGACAAAGGGCUGUGAGACACGGGUUUGAUCCUAGACACAUGAAAAGUGGGAUGUCUACGUUGGGUACGUGGCAACAGAAGACGAACAGCAGAGUGGCUAAUGAUCUUGGAGAUGGGGCAGAUCCCGGAGGGGCAGAUCUAGGGUGGACAGCCAUACCUUCUGCCCGAGACAAUACCGGGGAGCUGGGGUCAGAUUGUUGUCGAUACCUGGAGGUGGUUUUGAGAAGAGCCGACUGGGCUCUCCUCCAGGUAUGACAACAGCGGCGGACAAACAUCUGGGCCGAGGGUAUGCCGACCUCUUCCUCUUGCUCCGGGAAGAGUGGGGGCUGAUAACCCAGGGAACACUCAAAAGGCGAAAGACCCAUGGUAGAGCAGGGAAGAGUGUUGCGGGCGUAUUCGACCAACACUAGUUGCUGGCUCAAGGUGGUAGGGUUGGCGCAGACCAGGCAGCGCAGAGUCAUCUCCAGGUCUUGGUUGGCUCGCUCCGACUGGCCGUUGGACUGAGGGUGGAAACCAGAGGACAGGCUGGCCGACGACCCAAUGAGUGUGCAGAACGCGUUCCUGAACUGGGACGAGAACUGAAGACCCCGGUCGGAGACCAUGUCCACUGGGAGUCCAUGGAUCCGGAAGACGUGCUGCACCAUGAGCUGGCCCGUCUCUUUGGUGGAGUGUAGCUUGGGGAGAGGAAUGAUGUGGGCGGCUUUGGAAAACCGGUCCACAACAGUCAGGAUGGCGGUGUUGCCAUCAGACGGGGGAAGACCCGUGACAAAGUACAGGGAUAUGUGAGACCAGGGACGGUGAGGAACAGGCAGAGGUUGGAGGAGACCAGCCGGAGAUUGCCUAGGAGUCUUGUUCUGCGCACAGAUCGUGCAGGCGACGAAUGCGGAGACGAAUUGGAACCAUUGUAGGCCACCAAAAGCGUUGUCACACAAAGGCCAGGGUCUGACGGGAGCCCGGGUGGCAGGCAAGCCUGGAGGAGUGGGCCCACUCCAGAACCAAGGGGUGGACAGCGUCAGGAACAAACAUCCGGUUAUCUGCCCCCCCCCCCCCCCGUCGCUAAGCACGAGGUGGGAAGGAUGGUCUCGGAUUCCGGGGAUGUAGCCACGGGGCAAUAGCGGCGUUACAGCGCAUCUGGCUUGACAUUCUCUGAUGCCGGUCGGUAUGAGAGGGAGAAGUUGAACCGGGUGAAAAGCAGGGCCCACCUAGCUUGCCUGGAAUUGAGACGCUUGACGGUGUGGAGAUAUGUGCACCGCCAAGGAUGGUGAAGAACCGCUACCCGCUACCACUCAUCUCCUCUGCCUUCGAGCACAUGUUGUUGGGCAGAGCGGGAGAAGACGAGGAUGUCGUCGUGUUAGACGAAGACGAACCGGUUCAACAUGUCACGGAGAACAUCAUUAAUCAAGGCCUUGAGGAAGACAGGAGCAAGGGGGAACCCGCUGGUAGGCUUGACGAAACAAAACAAACUGGCAACAGAGAAACAGAGAACACAGGUAUAAAUACACUGGGGAUAAUGGGGAAGAUGGGCGACACCUGGAGGGGGGUGGAGACAAUCACAAAGACAGGUCAAACAGAUCAGAGUGUGACAGUGGAAUGCAGUGUUUGGUUUUCGACAGGCAUAAUGGGACCCAUGCCAUCCAUAAAGUGAAACGUUUGACUCAUUUGUCCAUAGAACAUUCUUCCAAGAGUCUUGAUGAUCAUCCAGGUGCUUCCAGAUGCUUUUUGGCAAACUUGAGUCAACAUUUUGGACGAGAUGGGUCCCAUUAUGUCUGGCGAAAACCAAACACUGCAUUCCACAGUAAGAACCUCAUACCAACGGUCAAGCAUGGUGGUUGUAGUGUGAUGGUUUGGGGAUGCUUUGCUGCCUCAGGACCUGGACGACUUGUCUUAAUAGAAGGAACCCUGAAUUCUGCUCUGUAUCUGCCACAACACACAAUCAAGCCUACAUGAAAAUGAUUAAAACGCAACACAUUUUAAGUUUUGGAAUGGCCUAGUCAAAGUCCAGACCUAAUUCCAAUUGAGAUGUUGUGGCAGUACUUGAAAUGAGCAGUUCAUGCUUGAAAACCCACAAAUGUCGCUGACUUAAAGCAGUUCUGCAUGCAAGAAUGGGCCAGAAUUCACCAACAACUACAGGAAGCAUUUGGUUGCAGUCAUUGCAGCUAAAGGUGGCACAACAAGUUAUUGAAUGUAAGGGGGCAAUUACUUUUUUCACACAGGGGAAUUGGGUGUUGUAUAACUUUGUUAAUUAAAUAAAUAAAAUAAGUAUCACUUUUUUUAUUUAUAAACUCAGGUUCCCUUCAUCUAAUAUUAGGUUUUGGUUGAAGAUCUGAUAACAUUCAGUAUCAAAAAUAUGCAAAAAUUGAGAAAAUCAGAAAGGGGGCAAAUACUUUUUCACGGCACUGUACACCGCUCGUGCUUGCUAGGUUUCUCCAGACGCCACCGGUGGAUAUUUGGUGACAUUGUAUUUCAUGUGUUUGACUGCACCCAGUAGGGGCAUACUUAAUGACCAGCUCAUUUGCACAGGCUCCUCUCCUAAUGAUCUAUUAAAGUGCACUUGAAAAAUAAUUAUGGGGCCACUCCCAUUGGGCUUGUCAGGGUACACUGUGGACAGGUGAUGGGAAAACAAUGAAACUGUCACCAGUGCGCAGAUUGUAGUCAAUAAAGGUGUGGUGGAGACUUUAGCUCAAAUGUUCCAAUGUCGUAGCCCUUUACACUUCUACCUUUAUACGGGUUAAAAAUGGCAGAUUUGGAGACUAAUAUGCACAUAAAAUCAACAGUGUAAUGUUGUGUCAGGUGAACUGUUGUCCUCACCUUUAGUCUAAUAAUUUUCCCAUAAUCUCCAAACUGUUCCCUUUUAACUUUUACUAUGGUUAUGCAUAUGCUUUCCAUAUUUCCUCUGUAAGAAACAUUUCAAUUUAGCUGUAUCCAUAUAGGCCAAUUCCACAAGUGUAAAGGGUUAAAGUAAAGCGAAGUGAAUUUGUGUGUGUGUGUGUGUGUAAAAUGUAUCCACUCAAGUCAUUUUUUUGUAUAAGAAGGGUCUGCGCCCAUAUAUUAUGCUAUUUUCAUAAUUAAAUAUUUUGAUUUUAAAUAUUGAAGGUAAUUAAAUGUUUUAAGAUGUGGUGGGUAGUUCCAAUUGUACUGAGAGCUGUGAACAACACCACUAUCCAUGUUGGAUUAAAUGUUCUCAUGAAUUAAUGAAUGAAUAAAUGAAUCUUUCGGGCAUGUUUAUUUUAAUACUCAUUCAUAAAGAAUUAGGCACAGAGAAAACACUGUUUCAUGUUCAACUCAGCCUUCCUUUCAUCAAAUGCUGUGUGUUUCACUCCUCAAUAUCUAUUUAUCUCAAGUUCUCAAUGUCCUGAAUGCACUUGGCAGAAAGUGCAAAAACAAUCUGCCAAGAGUUUGCCUCGAAAACAUCAAAACAUCGGAAGCUAGUAGCGUCAGCUUCAAUUGGGGUGCAGCGAGUCGCCUUAAACUUCAUUUUGUUUUCAGAUUGCUUUUCAUCACCUGGCAUGGACAGAAAGGCACUCAUUUAAAUAAGAUACAGAGACAACAUGGCUAGGAGAGAGUAAAUCAAAAAGAGAUGUGUCACCACUAAACGGGAUGGUGUUGUUGGUCUAGAUGGGAAGACAUAAGACUGCCAGUUUGCAUUGCGGUCUGUAGUUAGUGAUGCUAAAGGAGUUCACCAGGGGCUUUCUCCUGUCCUGUUCUCCCCCAGGGGCUCUGAUGAAAAGACUGGAUGUGUUCCAAAUGGCACUCUAUUCCUUACCGGCCCUGGUCAAAGGUAGUGCAAUACAUAGGGAAUAGGGUGCCAUUUGGGAAGCAGUCACAGUCUCCCUCCAUCACUCCCGUAGUGCCCAUCAUGCCUUCCUCCUAACUCCCAUGACUCUCUGUUCUCUCUAUCUCAAUUUUUCUUCACCUCUCCUUCUUCCUCUCUCACCUCCAUGACACUUUUCUCUCUUUCUCUCUGUCUCUCUUGCAGUCUCCUUCCUUCCUCAAAUCUCUCUCUCACCAUAAUCCAGCACAACAUGUAUCCUUCAUUCCGCCGUGGCCUGCUCACCUUCUCCUACCGUGCUAGUGUUUGUUGUAAGAGCACCAGAGUCUAGUUGGGCUUUGAUCUAGUGCUGCAGAGGAACUCGCUAACACACUACCUUAUCUAAGCCCUGGGAUUUGAAAGGCUACUGCUGGUGUCUUGUGAGGUUAUUGUUCUCAGAGGGAUUCUCUUCCCACUCAACUCACCAGCCCCAACACCCCUUAUUGAGGAUUGGACACAUGCGUGCACGCACGCACACAGACACACACGCACGCACGCACGCACACGCACGCAUGCACACGCAUGCUUGCACACGCACACACACAGACACAGACACAGACACACACACCCCUGCCCUCUAACCCCCUCCUCUCUCCUGCCUUCCACAGUAGAGUAGUCUGUCCUCUGGUCUGAACUGUUCUGAAGCCUGGGCACUACUUCCUCCUCGUCCUCUCCUCUCCUCUCCUCUCCUCUCCUCUCCUCUCCUCUCCUCUCCUCUCCUCUCCUCUCCUCCUCUCCUCUCCUCGCCCUCUCCUCUUCUUCUUUUCCUCUCCUUUUCCUCUCCUCUCCUUUUUCCUCCCCCUCCUCCUCCCUCUUCCUUUUCCUCCUCUCCCUCCUCCUCUCCCUCUCCUCUCCUUUUCCUCUCAUCUGCUCCGCUCCUCUCUCUCCUCUUCCUCUCCUCUCCUCCUCCUCUCCGCUCUCUCCUCUCCUCUCCUCCUCUCCUCUCCUCUCCUCUCCUCUCCUCUUCCUCCUCCUCUCCUCCUCCCGUUUCUCCUCCUCCUCUUCCUCUAUACGUAUCAUAUCUGUCCCCGGGCCCAGCGAGGUGACAGGCGGUGUCACCGUUAUAGACUGUAGAGCUGGCACUGACUGGGCUGAUAUCUCUAUUAACCUUCUGGUGACGUCCUCCCCACUGCUCGGGAGCCACCAGACUGAACUUAGGGACAUCAAAGUAAAAGUUGUUUUUCAUCCAAACACAUUUCCAAGGGCUUGUUCCAGGCUGUACUCAAAUGCCCACGCACGUUUGAAUAUGCACUAAACUAAAGGAACACAUGCACACACACCACAUACAUACACACACCACACACACUCUCUGAAGGAAUUAUGUGGGUUGUGUACAUAUUAGGAAUCUUAAUCAUCCGGAGUAAUAAACUUAACAUAAUGAAACUUCAAGUAAAUCAAUGAAAUUGGGGCUAAACGUAUUAGAUUAGCAUGCGCCCUUUUCCCUGACAUUGAUUAAAUAUUCCAUUCAAUCAGAUAUAUCCACGUAUUGCGGCAAUUAAACGUGAUUUAUGUCAGACAUGUCCAACCCCUUGUCAUAUACAGUGGGGAAAAAAAGUAUUUAGUCAGCCACCAAUUGUGCAAGUUCUCCCACUUAAAAAGAUGAGAGAGGCCUGUAAUUUUCAUCAUAGGUACACGUCAACUAUGACAGACAAAAUGAGAAAAAAAAAUCCAGAAAAUCACAUUGUAGGAUUUUUAAUGAAUUUAUUUGCAAAUUAUGGUGGAAAAUAAGUAUUUGGUCACCUACAAACAAGCAAGAUUUCUGGCUCUCACAGACCUGUAACUUCUUCUUUAAGAGGCUCCUCUGUCCUCCACUUGUUACCUGUAUUAAUGGCACCUGUUUGAACUUGUUAUCAGUAUAAAAGACACCUGUUCACAACCUCAAACAGUCACACUCCAAACUCCACUAUGGCGAAGACCAAAGAGCUGUCAAAGGACACCAGAAACAAAAUUGUAGACCUGCACCAGGCUGGGAAGACUGAAUCUGCAAUAGGUAAGCAGCUUGGUUUGAAGAAAUCAACUGUGGGAGCAAUUAUUAGGAAAUGGAAGACAUACAAGACCACUGAUAAUCUCCCUCGAUCUGGGGCUCCACGCAAGAUCUCACCCCGUGGGGUCAAAAUGAUCACAAGAACGGUGAGCAAAAAUCCCAGAACCACACGGGGGGACCUAGUGAAUGACCUGCAGAGAGCUGGGAGAGCUGGGUAACAAAGCCUACCAUCAGUAACACACUACGCCGCCAGGGCCUCAAAUCCUGCAGUGCAAGACGUGUCCCCCUGCUUAAGCCAGUACAUGUCCAGGCCCGUCUGAAGUUUGCUAGAGUGCAUUUGGAUGAUCCAGAAGAGGAUUGGGAGAAUGUCAUAUGAAACCAAAAUAGAACUUUUUGGUAAAAACUCAACUCGUCGUGUUUGGAGGACAAAGAAUGCUGAGUUGCAUCCAAAGAACACCAUACCUACUGUGAAGCAUGGGGGUGGAAACAUCAUGCUUUGGGGCUGUUUUUCUGCAAAGGGACCAGGACGACUGAUCCGUGUAAAGGAAAGAAUGAAUGGGGCCAUGUAUCGUGAGAUUUUGAGUGAAAACCUCCUUCCGUCAGCAAGGGCAUUGAAGAUGAAACGUGGCUGGGUCUUUCAGCAUGACAAUGAUCCCAAACACACCGCCCGGGCAACGAAGGAGUGGCUUCGUACGAAGCAUUUCAAGGUCCUGGAUUGGCCUAGCCAGUCUCCAGAUCUCAACCCCAUAGAAAAUAUUUGGAGGGAGUUGAAAGUCUGUGUUGCCCAGCGACAGCCCCAAAACAGCACUGCUCUAGAGGAGAUCUGCAUGGAGGAAUGGGCCAAAACAGUGUGUGACAACCUUGUGAAGACUUACAGAAAACAUUUGACCUGUGUCAUUGCCAACAAAGGGUAUAUAACAAACUAUUGAGAAACUUUUGUUAUUGACCAAAUACUUAUUUUUCACCAUAAUUUGCAAAUAAAUUCAUAAAAAAUCCUACAAUGUGAUUUUCUGGAUUUUUUUUCCUCAUUUUGUCUGUCCUAGUUGACUUGUACCUAUGAUGAAAAUUACAGGGCUCUCUCAUCUUUUUAAGUGGGAGAACUUGCACAAUUGGUGGCUGACUAAAUACUUUUUUUCCCCACUGUACAUACCUAAUACCAUCAUACCUUUGACCCUCUGACUCCUCCCUCUGCAGGAAUUCUCUCUGCUGCGAUUGGACGACGUGCCCAGUGAGCGGGUGAACAUUCUGGGCUUUUCCGUCUUCAACCGAACACAUCCCUUCUUCCAGGAUUUCCUCCUCAGCCUCAACCGUUCCUGGCAGGAAAACUGUGACCACGCCCCCUUCGCCGGCACACCGGUGAGACCAGGGUUCAGAUUUAUGUAGAACAGAGAUGAUUGUCUAGCAGCUAGACAAUCAUUUCUGAUCUCCAUAAUAUACUUUAUUUCUAUCAGAAGGUUCUGUAAUGUUGCAGACAGAAAUGUAACAAAUAGACCUGACGAUUCCCAAUCGUACUCUUGCAUGUACAAUUGGAAAUUCAGCUCUAUUAGUUACAUUUCUAUUAGUUACAAUACACCCCAGCUCUUUUCCCAUAUAUACAAUAUAUCCCCACACGUGUGUCUGCGAGACUCAUUACAAGCCAUUAGAUCUUUAAGAAUGUUAAGGCUUGAAGUCUUUCUAUGCCUUUAAUACAGUUGUCUGUGUAGUCGUUAAUUAGUCAAAAAUGUUUAAUUGCCACAUGCUUAUUAAAUGAAUACGUGACUGGUAGUGUAGUACAUAACAUUAACAUAGCAUUCUUCCAUGCAGCAUUUGAACUAUUUUUAACCCAAUUCACCAUACUUGUGUAAACAAGAAGUGUACCAGAGCAUUUGUUUCAUUUGUUUUCUGACAUCAAACAGAGAACAAUGAGUAAUUCAUUAAUUGGGUUUAUUGCAUUUUUAUUUCUUAAUUAAGCCCUCAAGAAAGAUUUUGAAAAAUCAAUGGCUGCUGUUUUUAGAAACCAGCAGUUUUUCUCUAGUUGUUUUUUUCCCCUCUUAAUUAGGAGUUAUCUUUAAUUAAUCACAGGAUGUUUUGUAGUCUAACAGAUAGCGCACUAAGAGCAGGAGAGGGAUAACAGCUCUGAGUCCCUAAUAAAACGAGAGAGAGAGAGAGCGAGAGAGCUACACCUUCUCUCCCUGCCAUUCAUCUGCAGUGUUCCAGGGAGCUCUUUCAUAUCAGGUUUCAUUUUUAAAAACCCCUCUCUCUUAGCUGUACAGUGUAUUGAGGAUUGGUGGAGGGACGGAAGAGAGCGAGGUGAGGAGGAAUGGAGAGAGGGGAGGGGGGGGGGGGACAUUACAGUGACUUGCAACCUAAGUAGACAUGCUGUUCAAUGUUAAAGGAUAUUUCACUCCAAAAUGAACGUUUGUCAGAUAUUUUCAGACCUCAACAUUUGUUUAAUUAUUGAGAUAGGUCCACAUCCCAGGCCAUUUGUUUUGUAGAUCCAGCUAUAUGCCUUAAUACAUAAUAUGGAUCUACACAACCGAUGACGUGAGAUGUGGAUACAUUUUGACAUUAGACUACUUUUGAAGUCUGAAAACAUCUCACCAACUUUGAUUUCGAAGUGACAUCUCCCUUUAAGGUCACAUGGUGCAUAAUCGUGACAUGAUCAGGAAGUUACUGUCAUCAACUUUCCCUCCUGGAAUCCAAAUGACACUGAACCACUAUACACACUCAUUGUUUACUAUGCAUCACAAUCAUCUAAACUCAGCAAAAAAAGAAACAUCCCUUUUUCAGGACCCUGUCUUUCAAAGAUAAUUUGUGAAAAUCCAAAUAACUUCACAGAUCUUCAUUGUAAAGGGUUUAAACAAUGUUUCCCAUGCUUGUUCAAUGAACCAUAAACAAUUAAUGAACAUGCACCUGUGGAACGGUCGUUAAGACACUAAAAGCUUACAGACGGUAGGCAAUUAAGGUCACAGUUAUGAAAACUUAGGACACUAAAGAGGCCUUUCUACUGACUCUGAAAAACACCAAAAGAAAGAUGCCCAGGGUCCCUGCUCAUCUGCGUGAACGUGCCUUAGGCAUGCUGAAAGGAGGCAUGAGGACUGCAGAUGUGGCCAGGGCAAUAAAUUGCAAUGUCCGUACUGUGAGACGCCUAAGACAGCGCUACAGGGAGACAGGACGGACAGCUGAUCGUCCUCGCAGUGGCAGACCACGUGUAACAACACCUGCACAGGAUGGGUACAUCCGAAGAUCACACCUGCGGGACAGGUACAGGAUGGCAACAACAACUGCCCGAGUUACACCAGGAAUGCACAAUCCCUCUAUCAGUGUAAGACUGUCCGCAAUAGGCUGAGAGAGGCUGGACUGAGGGCUUUUGGCCUGUUGUAAGGCAGGUCCUCACGAGACAUCACCGGCAACAAUGUCACCUAUGGGCACAAACCCACCGUCACUGGACCAGACAGGACUGACAAAAAGUGCUCUUCACUGACGAGUCGCGGUUUUGUCUCACCAGGGGUGAUGGUCGGAUUCGCGUUUAUCGUCGAAGGAAUGAGCGUUACACCGAGGCCUGUACUCUGGAGCAGUAUCGAUUUGGAAGUGGAGGGUCCGUCAUUGUCUGGGGCGGUGUGUCACAGCAUCAUCGGACUGAGCUUGUUGUCAUUGCAGGAAAUCUCAACGCUGUGCGUUACAGGGAAGACAUCCUCCUCCCUCAUGUGGUACCCUUCCUGCAGGCUCAUCCUGACAUGACCCUCCAGCAUGACAAUGCCACCACGCACAGAACGAGUAGUAUGGCUGAUUUCCUGCAAGACAGGAAUUUCAGUGUUCUGCCAUGGCCAGCGAAGAGCCCGGAUCUCAAUCCCAUUGAGCACGUCUGGGACCUGUUGGAUCGGAGGGUGAGAGCUAGGGCCAUUCCCCCCAGAAAUGUCUGGGAACUUGCAGGUGCCUUGGUGGAAGAGCGGGGUAACAUCUCACAGCAAGAACAGGCAAAUCUGGUCCAUGAGGAGGAGAUGCACUGCAUUUACAUUUUAGUUAUUUAGCAGACGCUCUUAUCCAGAGCAACUUACAGGAGCAAUUAGGGUUAAGUGCCUUGCUCAAGGGCACAUCAACAGAUUUUUCACCUAGUCGGCUCGGGGAUUAGAACCAGCGACCUUUCGGUUACUGGCACUAUGCUCUUAACCACUAAACUACCGGCCGCCCACUGCAGUACUUAAUGCAGCUGGUGGCCACACCAGAUACUGACUGUUACUUUUGAUUUUGACCCCCCCUUUGUUCAGGGACACAUUAUUCAAUUUAUGUUAGUCACAUGUCUGUGGAACUUGUUCAGUUUAUGUCUCAGUUGUUGAAUCUUGUUAUGUUCAUACAAAUAUUUACACCUGUUAAGUUUGCUGAAAAUAAACACAGUUGACAGUGAGAGGACGUUUCUUUUUUUGCUGAGUUUACAUAGUCCCAUAUCAAUAUGCACAACAGAUCAGGGCCAUCAAGGCCUUAUUGCUUUAUUAUACAGACAUAAAACAGUGAAAUACUCCCUCUCUCCCGUGUAUAAUCUAUGCCAUCAUGCAUUUUAAUUGUCUUUACACGUAUGGGGCCUGUAUGUAAACAGUCUACAGGACAAAUGCCCUUUCCUGCACUUCCGCCUCCACUCUGACGAAUGUGUGGUAAUUGGAAUGGCCAGGGCUUGCCAGCUCCAGUAGGGGUGAAAGUGGUGGGGCUUUUUUUUUCUGUCAGCACAUCAGAGGAUCCUAACGAUCUAAUGGAAUAUCUGACUGCUGCAUGGAUGGCAUUCUGGGGCUCGCUUGUUUUAACCCAUCACUGACCAACCAGAGCGGGCCCCAGGCGUCAGGGAGGAUGAAAGAUUGAUGUGUGUUUGUGACAGCAUAUCUUCCUUCCCUCCCUUCUCCUUUCUUUCUUUCUUUCUUUCUUUCUUUCUUUCUUUCUUUCUUUCUUUCUUUCUUUCUUUCUUUCUUUCUUCUUUCUUCUUUCUUUCUUUCUUUCUUUCUUUCUUUCUUUCUUUUUCUUUUUUCAUCUCUCUCUCUCUCCCUCUCUCCCUCUCUCCCUCUCUCUCUCAGCUCUCGUCAGCGCUGCUGUUUGACGCAGUGUACGCGGUGGUUGCGGCGGUCCAGGAGCUCAACCGUAGCCAGAACGUGGGCGCCACGCAGCUCUCCUGCAAGUCCUCCAAGAUCUGGGAGCAUGGCACCAGCCUCAUGAACUACCUGAGGAUGGUAAGGGCGCCCCACUCUGGAUAGGAGGGGAAUGGCAUGCUGUUGUUGGUCGUGUUUAAGAUUAAGAUUAGAUUAAGAUUAGAUUCAUAUUUUGUAGAGCUAAAUUAGACUGUAGUGCACACUGUGAUAUACAGUAUGCUCCCAAGUGUGUUAGUUAACGUUAUACUAGAAGCCAUUGGGUGUGCGUAUUCAGCCAGCAGAUCCCUGUCCCCUAACCCUUACCUUACUGUUUGAUCUACCAGCUGAAUAUAUUUACAUUUAUGUAUUUAUAUUUAUAUAUAAAUCCUCUAGCCCUUCUCUUACCACUGGUCAUACAGUCAAUCAUAUUGUCACAUUAACUUGGGUCACUGCUAGCCUGGUCCCAGAUCUGUAUGUGCUGUCAUUGAUACACCUAAGACCAUAGGAGUUAUCAAGACAGUACAAACAGCUCUGGGAUCAGGCUAGGUCACUGCCCCUAUUUCUUUAUUAGUAGGCUACAGCAGGGAGAAGGGGGGCAGGGAUGGAAUUAGAGACUGGUUGACUGGCUGUCAUACUGUAAUGCUCAUAGUCCCUUAUUAGGAACAAAUGGCCUGUGAGUGAGAUAUCAAGACACUAGAGUGUGACAUGUAUUGGAUUUCAGACCGGUUUUUUUCAUGUGAAAAUUAGUCGUGUUGACAUAUAGAUGUUAUACCACCAUCACUUUGUCAUCACAUAAUCAUUUUGUUUGAGACACCCUCGUAUCGAUCAUACUGCUGGUUUCUCAGUAUCGGAUGAUGGGGUGGGUUGAGGUUUUGUCGCCGCAUAAUUGUCAGCCUGCUUUCCAUCUGGAUAAUUGAAUCGAAACUCAAAUCCAUUGAAUGAUUUCAGUUAGUCAAUAAGGAACUAAAGCCUUACCGAACCCAGCCAUGCAUGUGACAUUACUGACAUACCUGGGUUCAAACAGUAUUUGUUAUCUUUCAAAUACUUGGGAGCAUCGGAUUGAGCCUUGCAUGCAGUUCCAGAUCGGCAGGGUUUGCAGUUUACCCUUUUGGAACUCCUCCAUUAGUUCUGUCAAGCAAGGCAAGCUCAAUCCAGAGCAGCUGAAUGAUUUGAAAGCCAACUAAUACUAUUUGAACCCAGAUUAUUGACACCAAAAACAACGGUUGCAGACCAAGUGAAACGCCUUAAUAACAUGAGAGCUUUUCUCUCUUGUUCUCUCUCUCUCUGGGAUAGGUAGAAUUGGAAGGACUAACAGGCCACAUUGAAUUCAACAGCAAAGGCCAGCGGUCCAACUACGCCCUGCGGAUCAUGCAGAACAGUAGAGACGGCCUAAGGCAG